AACUUUUAUUUCAAUUCUUCGCAUUGUUUUUGUUUUGAAAUUUUUUUAAUAUUUAAUGCAGAUUCUAAUUUCAGAGUGACUUGCAACUUGCUUAAUACGUUUAUAGGAAAUAUUACCUAAAAUGGAAAUCUCUCAUCCUAACAUAAAGUACGAUUGGUAUCAGUCAGAUACACAUGUUGUUUUAAACAUCAUGGUGAAGCAAGUCAAACCGGAAAAUGUAAGAAUCGACCUAAUAGAUCAACAGCUCAAAUGCACAGCCAAACUUCCGGAUGAUUCAGAUUUUACAUUCUGUGUAAAUUUAUCGCACCAAGUCUAUUCUAAUGAAAUGAAGUGGAAAGUUUUUUCUACAAAGAUUGAGAUUAAACUAAAAAAGUAUGAGCCAUUAAAAUGGAAUUCACUUGAGAAAAAACAGACAGAAAACUUUUCCAGCUCAAAAGGAGGCAAUGUGGUUAAAGUGUAUCCUUCUUCUAAACCUAAGAAGAAAGAUUGGGAUAAACUGGAACAAGAACUUAAGAAUGAGGAAGCAAAUGAGAAACUGGAAGGAGAAGCAGCUCUCAAUCAACUCUUUCAAAAAAUAUAUGCAGAUGCAUCGGAUGAAACUAAAAAAGCCAUGAAUAAAUCAUUUCUUGAAUCGGGUGGUACAGUACUUAGCACAAAUUGGAAUGAAGUGGGUGAGAAAAAAGUUGAAGUAAAACCACCAGAAGGUAUGGAGUUCAAGAAAUGGGAUGAUUAGCUCAAAUUUUGUUUCUGUGUAAAUAAAAAAUAAUGUUUUUCUGUGUUGUUUUAUUUAAAUAAAGUCAUUUUGCUUUCA
Parasteatoda tepidariorum (common house spider) is the source of this 811-nucleotide messenger RNA. RefSeq names its product suppressor of G2 allele of skp1 (gene Sgt1). The record is from RefSeq and is a predicted model, not a curated record. Gene Ontology annotation, molecular function: protein-folding chaperone binding. Lineage: Eukaryota; Metazoa; Arthropoda; Arachnida; Araneae; Theridiidae.